AUUUUUAUUUUUCCAUUGGCAUUACCGACCUCACAACAACACCUUCAAAUCCCCCUCUCCUCUCUCUCAACGCUCUUGGCCCUCUCUCGCGAAACGCACCAACCAAACACCGUUUUCUCUUAUUCUCUCCCAAACAGCCCCUUACCGUUCCUCCCUUCCCAUGGCUCACAAAACCGAGAAAGAAGAAACCGACUUCAAGGUCCCCGAAACCAUCACGCUCUGCGUUAACAACUGCGGCGUAACGGGAAACCCAGCCACCAACAACAUGUGCCAGAACUGCUUCGCCGCCUUCACAGCCUCCACCUCCGCCACCUCCGCCACCUCCGCCGCCGCCGGAGCCAGAUCCGGGGCGUCCGCGCGCCCGCAGAAGAGAUCCUUCCCAGACGAGGCCGCGACGGCCGCGGAUCCGCCGUGCUCCGAGCAAACGACGCCGUCCGAGGCGAAGCGCGUGGUCAACCGCUGCUCCGGCUGCCGGAGGAAGGUCGGACUCACCGGAUUCCGGUGCCGGUGCGGCGAGCUUUUCUGCGCCGAGCAUCGGUACUCCGACCGCCACGACUGCAGCUACGACUACAAAGCCGCCGGAAGAGAAGCCAUCGCCAGGGAGAAUCCGGUGAUCAGAGCCGCGAAGAUCGUCAAAGUCUGAAACAGCAAAAAAAGAAAAAGAAAAAAAGAAAAAAGAAAAAAGAAAAAAGGAAAAAGGAAAAAUCUCGCAGCAGCGCAACGACGUCGUUUACUCGGUUUCUGUCGAAACACGGGUUUUCGCUUUUUUUUUUUAAUAUAAAUAUAGAGAAAGAAGAAGAAGAAGAAAAAGAAAAAAAAAAUGGUAGCAGAUGACAGGUUUAA
Cajanus cajan (pigeon pea) is the source of this 843-nucleotide messenger RNA. RefSeq names its product zinc finger A20 and AN1 domain-containing stress-associated protein 5. Lineage: Eukaryota; Viridiplantae; Streptophyta; Magnoliopsida; Fabales; Fabaceae. Gene Ontology annotation, molecular function: DNA binding; zinc ion binding; ubiquitin-protein transferase activity. The record is from RefSeq and is a predicted model, not a curated record. Gene Ontology annotation, biological process: protein ubiquitination.